AGUCGGAGGGAGAACACCAGGCGCGGCGCGGGCGGCUCCGGCUCCGGCCCCGGCCCAGGCCCGGGAGAGGCGAUGGCGAGCCGCGAUAGCAACCACGCUGGCGAGAGCUUUCUCGGCUCCGACGGGGACGAGGAGGCGACCCGGGAGCUGGAGACCGAGGAGGAGUCGGAGGGCGAGGAGGACGAGACGGCGGCGGAGUCGGAGGAGGAGCCGGACUCCAGGUUAUCAGACCAGGAUGAAGAGGGAAAGAUCAAGCAGGAGUAUAUCAUAUCUGACCCCUCCUUUUCCAUGGUGACAGUCCAAAGGGAAGAUAGUGGGAUAACCUGGGAAACCAAUUCAAGUAGAUCUUCUACUCCUUGGGCUUCAGAAGAAAGUCAGACUUCUGGUGUGUGUAGUCGGGAAGGGUCAACUGUGAAUUCUCCUCCUGGAAAUGUUUCCUUUAUUGUGGAUGAAGUGAAAAAGGUUCGGAAAAGGACUCAUAAGUCAAAGCAUGGUUCACCAUCAUUACGCCGGAAAGGCAACAGAAAAAGAAAUUCUUUUGAAUCCCAAGAUGUUCCAACAAACAAAAAAGGCAGUCCUUUAACUUCAGCAAGCCAGGUACUAACCACGGAGAAAGAGAAGUCAUAUACUGGCAUUUAUGAUAAAGCAAGAAAAAAGAAGACCACUUCAAAUACACCUCCGAUUACUGGGGCAAUAUACAAAGAACACAAGCCAUUAGUGUUAAGACCAGUCUACAUAGGAACAGUACAAUAUAAAAUUAAGAUGUUUAAUUCGGUUAAAGAAGAAUUAAUUCCUCUACAAUUUUAUGGAACAUUGCCAAAGGGUUAUGUAAUUAAAGAAAUACAUUAUAGGAAAGGGAAAGAUGCAUCCAUUAGUCUAGAGCCAGAUUUGGACAAUAGUGGUUCUAAUACAGUGUCCAAAACACGCAAAUUAGUAGCCCAAAGCAUAGAGGAUAAAGUAAAAGAGGUUUUUCCACCCUGGAGAGGCGCACUCUCCAAAGGAUCAGAGUCCCUAACCUUAAUGUUCAGUCAUGAAGAUCAAAAGAAAAUUUAUGCUGAUUCUCCCCUAAAUGCCACAUCUGCAUUGGAGCACACAGUUCCCUCUUAUUCAAGUAGUGGCAGAGCAGAACAAGGAAUACAGCUCAGGCAUUCACAGUCAGUGCCACAACAGCCAGAAGAUGAAGCAAAACCACAUGAAGUGGAACCUCCAUCUGUGACACCCGACACACCUGCAACUAUGUUCCUGAGAACAACAAAGGAAGAAUGUGAGCUUGCUUCACCAGGAACUGCAGCUUCAGAGAAUGACUCUUCAGUCUCACCAUCAUUUGCUAAUGAGGUAAAGAAGGAAGAUGUGUAUUCUGCUCACCAUUCCAUUUCUCUGGAGGCAGCGUCACCAGGUCUGGCAGCAUCUACCCAGGAUGGUUUGGACCCAGACCAAGAACAGCCGGACCUGACUUCAAUAGAAAGGGCAGAACCAGUCUCCGCAAAACUGACCCCUACCCAUCCCAGUGUCAAAGGAGAGAAGGAGGAAAACAUGCUUGAGCCAUCCAUUUCUCUUUCUGAACCUCUAAUGUUAGAAGAACCAGAGAAAGAAGAAAUAGAAACUUCCCUACCCAUAGCUAUUACCCCUGAACCUGAAGAUUCUAAUUUAGUAGAAGAAGAGAUCGUAGAACUUGAUUACCCAGAAAGCCCAUUGGUUUCCGAGAAGCCCUUCCCACCACAUAUGUCCCCUGAAGUGGAGCACAAAGAAGAAGAGCUUAUUCUACCAUUAUUGGCAGCAUCAUCUCCUGAACAUGUUGCUUUGUCUGAGGAAGAAAGAGAGGAAAUUGCAUCUGUUUCUACUGGUUCUGCUUUUGUAUCAGAGUAUUCAGUACCACAGGAUUUGAACCAUGAAUUACAGGAGCAAGAAGGUGAGCCAGUUCCCCCAUCCAAUGUAGAAGCUAUAGCUGAACAUGCAGUUUUGUCAGAAGAAGAGAAUGAGGAAUUUGAGGCUUAUUCCCCAGCUGCAGCCCCUACAUCUGAGAGCUCUCUCUCACCAUCCACAACUGAGAAGACUUCAGAGAACCAGUCUCCACUGUUUUCAACAGUUACACCAGAAUACAUGGUCCUAUCAGGAGACGAGGCCUCAGAAAGUGGGUGUUACACACCAGACUCCACAUCUGCUUCUGAAUAUUCAGUUCCAUCACUGGCAACAAAAGAGUCACUGAAGAAAACAAUUGACCGUAAGUCCCCGUUAAUAUUGAAAGGUGUUUCUGAGUACAUGAUUCCAUCAGAAGAGAAGGAAGACACUGGAUCGUUUACUCCAGCUGUGGCCCCUGCUUCUGAGCCCUCUCUCUCACCAUCCACAACCGAAAAGACUUCUGAAUGCCAGUCACCACUGCCUUCUACUGCCACAUCAGAACACGUGGUCCCAUCAGAAGGAGAGGACCUAGGAAGUGAACGUUUCACACCGGAUUCAAAGUUGAUCUCCAAAUAUGCAGCCCCACUCAAUGCAACACAGGAAUCUCAAAAGAAAAUAAUCAAUGAGGCAUCCCAAUUCAAACCAAAAGGUAUUUCUGAGCACACAGUUCUGUCAGUAGACGGCAAGGAGGUCAUUGGACCAUCUUCCCCAGAUUUGGUUGUUGCAUCUGAACACUCUUUCCCACCACACACAACCGAGAUGACUUCUGAAUGCCAGGCCCCACCACUUUCAGCCACCCCAUCUGAAUAUGUUGUUCUAUCAGACGAAGAGGCAGUCGAGUUGGAACGAUACACACCCUCUUCUACAUCUGCUUCUGAAUUUUCAGUACCACCAUAUGCAACACCGGAGGCACAGGAGGAAGAAAUUGUCCAUAGAUCUCUAAAUCUAAAAGGUGCAUCCUCACCCAUGAAUUUAUCAGAAGAAGAUCAAGAAGACAUUGGACCUUUUUCUCCAGAUUCUGCAUUUGUGUCAGAAUUCUCAUUUCCACCGUAUGCAACCCAGGAAGCAGAGAAAAGAGAAUUUGAGUGCGAUUCUCCAAUAUGUUUAACAUCACCAUCUGAGCACACUAUUUUGUCAGAUGAAGACACUGAAGAAGCGGAACUGUUCUCUCCAGACUCAGCAUCACAAGUUUCAAUCCCUCCCUUUAGAAUCUCAGAAACAGAGAAAAAUGAACUUGAGCCUGAUUCACUAUUAACUGCAGUGUCUGCUUCAGGUUAUUCCUGCUUUUCAGAAGCAGAUGAGGAAGACAUUGGAUCCACAGCUGCUACACCUGUAUCUGAGCAGUUCAGUUCAUCACAGAAGCAAAAAGCUGAAACUUUCCCUUUGAUGUCUCCGCUUGAAGACUUAAGUCUGCCGCCUUCAACAGAUAAAUCAGAGAAAGCAGAAAUUAAGCCAGAGAUUCCAACAACCUCAACAUCUGUAUCUGAAUAUCUCAUUUUGGCACAGAAGCAGAAAACUCAAGCAUAUUUAGAGCCUGAGUCUGAAGACUUGAUUCCUUCACAUUUAACCAGUGAAGUGGAGAAGGGAGAAAGGGAGGCAAGUUCAUCAGUAGCUGCAAUACCUGCUGCUUUACCUGCACAAUCAUCUAUAGUAAAGGAAGAAACCAAACCUGCAUCUCCACAUUCAGUUUUACCUGAUUCAGUCCCUGCAAUCAAGAAAGAACAGGAACCCACAGCAGCACUCACUCUAAAAGCUGCAGAUGAACAGAUGGCUUUGUCAAAAGUCAGAAAGGAAGAAAUUGUGCCUGAUUCUCAAGAAGCUACAGCACAUGUAUCACAGGAUCAAAAAAUGGAGCCUCAGCCUCCAAAUGUUCCAGAGUCUGAGAUGAAAUAUUCAGUUUUGCCUGACAUGGUAGAUGAGCCAAAGAAGGGUGUCAAGCCCAAAUUAGUUCUAAAUGUGACUUCUGAACUAGAACAGAGAAAGUUGUCCAAGAAUGAGCCUGAAGUAAUAAAACCAUAUUCACCUCUAAAGGAAACAUCUUUAUCUGGACCUGAGGCUUUAUCAGCAGUGAAAAUGGAGAUGAAACAUGAUUCCAAAAUAACAACUACACCUAUAGUGCUUCAUUCAGCUUCCUCAGGAGUGGAAAAGCAAGUUGAACAUGGUCCACCUGCACUAGCAUUUUCAGCUUUGUCAGAAGAAAUUAAAAAAGAAAUUGAACCCAGUUCCUCAACAACUACAGCAUCUGUAACUAAGCUUGAUUCAAACUUAACCAGAGCAGUAAAAGAAGAAAUCCCAACAGAUUCAUCUCUUAUCACUCCUGUAGAUCGUCCAGUCUUAACAAAAGUAGGAAAGGGUGAAUUAGGAAGUGGUUUGCCACCACUGGUAACAUCUGCAGAUGAACAUUCAGUUCUUGCAGAAGAAGACAAGGUGGCAAUUAAAGGUGCUUCUCCCAUUGAAACUUCAUCCAAACAUUUAGCUUGGUCAGAAGCAGAGAAGGAAAUUAAAUUUGAUUCACUUCCAAGUGUCUCCUCUAUAGCAGAGCAUUCUGUUUUGUCAGAAGUAGAAGCCAAAGAAGUUAAAGCUGGGUUGCCAGUAAUCAAAACAUCAUCUUCUCAGCAUUCAGAUAAAUCUGAGGAAGCAAGGGUAGAAGACAAACAAGAUCUUUUAUUUUCUACAGUCUGUGACUCUGAACGUUUGGUUUCAUCACAGAAGAAGAGCUUGAUGUCUACCUCAGAGGUGUUAGAGCCUGAACAUGAGCUUCCACUCAGCCUAUGGGGUGAGAUAAAGAAGAAAGAAACUGAACUUCCUUCAUCACAAAAUGUGUCACCUGCAUCCAAACAUAUAAUCCCAAAAGGCAAAGAUGAGGAAACAGCAAGUUCAUCUCCUGAGUUGGAAAAUUUAGCAUCAGGUUUAGCCCCAACAUUACUGCUCCUCAGUGAUGAUAAGAACAAACCGGCAGUGGAGGUAUCUUCUACAGCUCAGGGAGACUUCCCAUCAGAAAAACAAGAUGUUGCUUUGGCAGAGCUGUCUUUGGAACCUGAGAAGAAAGACAAGCCACACCAACCGUUGGAAUUACCAAAUGCUGGGUCAGAAUUUUCUAGUGAUUUAGGUAGACAAAGUGGAUCCAUAGGUACAAAACAAGCAAAGUCUCCCAUAACUGAAACAGAGGAUUCUGUUUUAGAAAAAGGCCCAGCUGAGCUUAGGAGCAGAGAAGGAAAAGAAGAAAAUAGAGAGCUUUGUGCAUCUUCUACGAUGCCUGCAAUUUCAGAGCUUUCAUCAUUGCUUAGGGAGGAAUCUCAGAAUGAAGAAAUUAAACCUUUCUCUCCCAAGAUCAUCAGCCUAGAGUCGAAAGAACCACCUGCCUCUGUAGCUGAAGGAGGCAACCCAGAAGAAUUUCAGCCAUUUACUUUUUCUUUAAAAGGAUUAUCAGAGGAGGUUAGCCAUCCAGCCGACUUUAAAAAGGGAGGAAAUCAAGAAAUAGGCCCAUUACCACCAACUGGAAAUUUGAAGGCACAAGUCAUGGGAGAUAUUUUAGAUAAGCUAAGUGAAGAAACAGGCCACCCAAAUUCAUCCCAGGUACUCCAGAGUAUAACAGAACCAUCAAAGAUUGCUCCUUCUGACCUCCUUGUAGAACAAAAAAAGACAGAAAAAGCACUUCAUUCAGAUCAAACUGUUAAAUUACCUGAUGUAAGCACCUCUUCUGAAGAUAAACAAGAUCUGGGUAUUAAGCAGUUUUCACUUAUGAGAGAGAAUUUGCCUUUGGAACAAUCAAAAUCAUUUAUGACAACCAAGCCUGCGGAUGUCAAAGAAACAAAAAUGGAAGAAUUCUUUAUUUCUCCAAAGGAUGAAAACUGGAUGUUGGGAAAGCCAGAAAAUGUGGCUAGUCAACACGAACAGAGAAUAGCAGGAUCUGUGCAGCUGGAUUCCUCUAGCAGCAAUGAGCUGAGGCCAGGGCAGCUCAAGGCUGCUGUGUCCAGUAAGGACCAUACAUGUGAAGUGAGAAAGCAGGUCCUGCCGCAUUCUGCUGAAGAAUCUCAUUUGUCAUCACAAGAAGCAGUAUCUGCUCUUGAUACUUCCAGUGGUAAUACAGAGACCUUAUCAAGUAAAAGUUACUCUUCUGAAGAAGUAAAGCUGGCUGAAGAACCAAAGUCUUUAGUCCUAGCUGGAAAUGUAGAGAGAAACAUAGCAGAGGGGAAGGAGAUUCAUUCUUUGAUGGAGAGUGAAAGUUUGCUAUUGGAGAAAGCAAACACAGAGCUUUCCUGGCCUUCCAAAGAAGAUAGCCAGGAAAAAAUUAAACUACCUCCUGAAAGAUUCUUCCAGAAACCAGUGUCUGGCCUAUCAGUGGAACAGGUGAAGUCAGAAACAAUCUCCUCUUCUGUCAAAACAGCCCAUUUCCCGGCAGAAGGUGUGGAACCUGCAUUGGGCAAUGAAAAAGAAGCACACAGGAGCACACCUCCUUUUCCUGAAGAGAAGCCAUUGGAAGAAUCAAAAAUGGUUCAGUCAAAGGUUAUUGAUGAUGCUGAUGAGGGAAAGAAACCAUCACCUGAAGUAAAAAUACCCACACAAAGAAAACCCAUCUCCUCAAUCCAUGCAAGAGAGCCUCAAUCCCCAGAGUCACCUGAGGUGACACAAAAUCCACCUACACAACCAAAGGUGGCUAAGCCGGACCUUCCUGAGGAAAAGGGAAAGAAAGGAAUUUCAUCUUUCAAAUCGUGGAUGUCCAGCUUGUUUUUUGGAUCGAGCACUCCAGAUAACAAAGUUGCUGAACAAGAAGACUUAGAAACACAGCCAAGUCCAUCCGUAGAAAAAGCAGUGACUGUGAUAGAUCCUGAAGGUACAAUUCCCACCAAUUUUAAUGUAGCUGAGAAACCAGCUGAUCAUUCAUUAUCAGAGGUAAAACUUAAAACUGCUGAUGAACCCAGAGGUACUUUAGUAAAAUCUGGUGACGGUCAAAACGUUAAAGAAAAAUCCAUGAUUUUAUCAAAUGUAGAAGAUUUACAACAGCCAAAAUUCAUUUCUGAGGUGUCUAGGGAAGAUUAUGGAAAAAAAGAAAUCUCAGGCGAUUCAGAGGAAAUGAACAUAAACUCAGUAGUUACUUCUGCUGAUGGUGAGAACCUUGAAAUUCAAUCUUAUUCACUAAUCGGUGAGAAAUUGGUUAUGGAAGAAGCCAAAACUAUUGUUCCUCCUCAUGUUACUGAUAGUAAAAGAGUCCAGAAGCCAGCAAUCGCUCCUCCAUCUAAAUGGAAUAUUUCUAUUUUUAAGGAAGAGCCAAGAAGUGAUCAAAAACAAAAAUCACUCCUUUCAUUUGAUGUAGUAGAUAAGGUGCCACAACAGCCAAAAUCAGCUUCCUCCAACUUUGCAAGUAAAAAUAUCACAAAGGAAUCAGAGAAACCAGAGUCAAUUAUUUUGCCAGUAGAAGAAUCAAAAGGCAGUUUAAUUGAUUUCAGUGAAGACAGACUCAAGAAAGAAAUGCAAAAUCCUACUUCCUUGAAAAUUUCUGAAGAGGAAACAAAACUCAGGUCUGUUAGUCCAACUGAGAAGAAAGAUAAUUUGGAAAACAGAUCAUAUACCUUGGCAGAAAAGAAGGUGCUGGCAGAAAAACAAAACUCUGUGGCCCCAUUAGAGCUUAGAGAUAGUAAUGAAAUAGGGAAGACACAAAUUACACUUGGAUCUAGAUCUACUGAACUGAAAGAAUCAAAAGCCGAUGCUAUGCCACAGCACUUCUAUCAAAAUGAAGACUACAAUGAAAGACCCAAAAUCAUUGUUGGUUCUGAAAAGGAGAAAGGUGAAGAAAAAGAAAAUCAGGUAUAUGUGCUUUCAGAAGGAAAGAAGCAGCAGGAACAUCAGCCUUAUUCUGUGAAUGUAGCCGAGUCUAUGAGUAGAGAAUCAGAUAUCUCUUUAGGUCAUUCUUUGGGUGAAACUCAAUCAUUUUCAUUAGUUAAAGCUACAUCAGUUACUGAAAAAUCAGAAGCCAUGCUCGCAGAGGCUCACCCAGAAAUCAGAGAAGCAAAGGCAGUAGGAACCCAACCACAUCCUUUAGAAGAAAGUAAAGUUUUGGUGGAGAAAACCAAGACUUUCCUGCCGGUGGCUCUUUCUUGUCGUGAUGAAAUAGAGAACCACUCUUUAUCUCAGGAAGGAAAUCUAGUAUUAGAAAAGUCAAGCAGAGAUAUGCCAGAUCACAGUGAAGAAAAAGAACAGUUCAGAGAGUCAGAGCUAUCGAAAGGCGGUUCAGUAGAUAUCACAAAAGAAACUGUGAAACAAGGAUUUCAAGAAAAGGCAGUAGGAACCCAACCACGUCCUUUAGAAGAAAGUAAAGUUUUGGUGGAGAAAACUAAGACUUUCCUGCCAGUGGUUCUUUCUUGUCAUGAUGAAAUAGAGAACCACUCUUUGUCUCAGGAAGGAAAUCUAGUGUUAGAAAAGUCAAGCAGAGAUAUGCCAGAUCACAGUGAAGAAAAAGAACAGUUCAAAGAGUCAGAGCUAUGGAAAGGUGGUUCAGUAGAUAUCACAAAAGAAAGUAUGAAAGAAGGAUUUCCAUCUAAAGAAUCCGAAAGGACUUUAGCUCGUCCUUUUGAUGAAACUAAGAGCUCAGAAACACCGCCAUAUUUGCUGUCACCUGUAAAACCACAAACUCUUGCUUCAGGAGCUUCUCCAGAAAUUAACGCAGUGAAGAAAAAAGAAAUGCCACGAUCAGAAUUGACUCCAGAAAGGCAUACAGUUCAUACUAUUCAGACAUCUAAAGAUGACACAUCCGAUGUGCCUAAACAAUCUGUUCUUGUUUCAAAGCACCACUUGGAGGCUGCGGAAGAUACCCGUGUAAAGGAACCACUGUCUUCAGCAAAAAGCAACUAUGCUCAAUUUAUAUCUAAUACAUCAGCAAGCAAUGCUGAUAAAAUGGUUUCUAAUAAAGAAAUGCCCAAGGAACCUGAAGACACAUAUGCAAAAGGUGAAGACUUUACAGUGACUAGUAAGCCAGCCGGACUUUCAGAAGAUCAGAAGACUGCCUUUAGUAUCAUUUCUGAAGGCUGUGAGAUAUUGAAUAUUCAUGCUCCGGCCUUUAUUUCUUCAAUCGAUCAGGAAGAAAGUGAACAAAUGCAAGAUAAAUUAGAAUAUUUGGAAGAGAAAGCCUCAUUUAAAACCAUACCACUCCCUGAUGAUAGUGAAACAGUUGCUUGUCAUAAAACAUUAAAGAGCAGGUUAGAAGAUGAAAAAGUUACCCCAUUGAAAGAAAAUAAACAAAAGGAAACUCAUAAGACAAAAGAAGAGAUAUCCACAGAUUCAGAAACUGAUUUAUCAUUUAUUCAGCCCACAAUUCCCAGUGAAGAGGAUUAUUUUGAAAAAUAUACUUUGAUUGAUUAUAACAUCUCCCCAGACCCAGAAAAACAGAAAGCUCCACAGAAAUUAAAUGUUGAAGAGAAACUCUCAAAGGAAGUUACAGAAGAAACUAUCUCUUUCCCAGUAAGUUCAGUGGAAAGUGCACUAGAACAUGAAUAUGACUUGGUGAAAUUAGAUGAAAGUUUUUAUGGACCAGAAAAGGGCCACAACAUAUUAUCUCAUCCAGAGACCCAAAGCCAAAACUCAGCUGACAGGAAUGUUUCAAAGGACACAAAGAGAGAUGUGGACUCAAAGUCACCGGGGAUGCCUUUAUUUGAAGCAGAGGAAGGAGUUCUAUCACGAACCCAGAUAUUUCCUACCACUAUUAAAGUCAUUGAUCCAGAAUUUCUGGAGGAGCCACCUGCACUUGCAUUUUUAUAUAAGGAUCUGUAUGAAGAAGCAGUUGGAGAGAAAAAGAAGGAAGAGGAGACAGCUUCUGAAGGUGACAGUGUGAAUUCUGAGGCAUCAUUUCCCAGCAGAAAUUCUGACACUGAUGAUGGAACAGGAAUAUAUUUUGAGAAGUACAUACUCAAAGAUGACAUUCUCCAUGACACAUCUCUAACUCAAAAGGACCAGGGCCAAGGUCUGGAAGAAAAACGAGUUGGUAAGGAUGAUUCAUACCAACCGAUAGCUGCAGAAGGGGAAAUUUGGGGAAAGUUUGGAACUAUUUGCAGGGAGAAGAGUCUGGAAGAACAGAAAGGUGUUUAUGGGGAAGGAGAAUCAGUAGACCAUGUGGAGACCGUUGGUAACGUAGCGAUGCAGAAGAAAGCUCCCAUCACAGAGGACGUCAGAGUGGCUACCCAGAAAAUAAGUUAUGCGGUUCCAUUUGAAGACACCCAUCAUGUUCUGGAGCGUGCAGAUGAAGCAGGCAGUCACGGUAAUGAAGUCGGAAAUGCAAGUCCAGAGGUCAAUCUGAAUGUCCCAGUACAAGUGUCCUUCCCGGAGGAAGAAUUUGCAUCUGGUGCAACUCAUGUUCAAGAAACAUCACUAGAAGAACCUAAAAUCCUGGUCCCACCUGAGCCAAGUGAAGAGAGGCUCCGUAAUAGCCCUGUUCAGGAUGAGUAUGAAUUUACAGAAUCCCUGCAUAAUGAAGUGGUUCCUCAAGACAUAUUAUCAGAAGAACUGUCUUCAGAAUCCACACCUGAAGAUGUCUUAUCUCAAGGAAAGGAAUCCUUUGAGCACAUCAGUGAAAAUGAAUUUGCGAGUGAGGCAGAACAAAGUACACCUGCUGAACAAAAAGAGUUGGGCAGCGAGAGGAAAGAAGAAGACCAAUUAUCAUCUGAGGUAGUAACUGAAAAGGCACAAAAAGAGCUGAAAAAGUCCCAGAUUGACACAUACUGUUACACCUGCAAAUGUCCAAUUUCUGCCACUGACAAGGUGUUUGGCACCCACAAAGACCAUGAAGUUUCAACGCUUGACACAGCUAUAAGUGCUGUAAAGGUUCAAUUAGCAGAAUUUCUAGAAAAUUUACAAGAAAAGUCCUUGAGGAUUGAAGCCUUUGUUAGUGAGAUAGAAUCCUUUUUUAAUACCAUUGAGGAAAACUGUAGUAAAAAUGAGAAAAGGCUAGAAGAACAGAAUGAGGAAAUGAUGAAGAAGGUUUUAGCACAGUAUGAUGAGAAAGCCCAGAGCUUUGAGGAAGUGAAGAAGAAGAAGAUGGAGUUCCUGCAUGAGCAGAUGGUCCACUUUCUGCAGAGCAUGGACACUGCCAAAGACACCCUGGAGACCAUCGUGAGAGAAGCAGAGGAGCUUGAUGAGGCCGUCUUCCUGACUUCGUUUGAGGAAAUCAAUGAAAGGUUGCUUUCUGCAAUGGAGAGCACUGCUUCUUUAGAGAAAAUGCCUGCUGCGUUUUCCCUUUUCGAACAUUAUGAUGACAGCUCGGCAAGAAGUGACCAGAUGUUAAAACAAGUGGCUGUUCCACAGCCUCCUAGAUUAGAACCUCAGGAACCAAAUUCUGCCACCAGCACAACAAUUGCAGUUUACUGGAGCAUGAACAAGGAAGAUGUCAUUGAUUCAUUUCAGGUUUACUGCAUGGAGGAGCCACAAGAUGAUCAAGAAGUAAAUGAGUUGGUAGAAGAAUACAGACUGACAGUGAAAGAAAGCUACUGCAUUUUUGAAGAUCUGGAACCUGACCGAUGCUAUCAAGUGUGGGUGAUGGCUGUGAACUUCACUGGAUGUAGCCUGCCCAGUGAAAGGGCCAUCUUUAGGACAGCACCCUCCACCCCUGUGAUCCGCGCUGAGGACUGUACUGUGUGUUGGAACACAGCCACUAUCCGAUGGCGGCCCACCACCCCAGAGGCCACGGAGACCUACACUCUGGAGUACUGCAGACAGCACUCUCCUGAGGGAGAGGGCCUCAGAUCUUUCUCUGGAAUCAAAGGACUCCAGCUGAAAGUUAACCUCCAACCCAAUGAUAACUACUUUUUCUAUGUGAGGGCCAUCAAUGCAUUUGGGACAAGUGAACAGAGUGAAGCUGCUCUCAUCUCCACCAGAGGAACCAGAUUUCUCUUGUUGAGAGAAACAGCUCAUCCUGCUCUACACAUUUCCUCAAGUGGGACAGUGAUCAGCUUUGGUGAGAGGAGACGGCUGACGGAAAUCCCGUCAGUGCUGGGUGAGGAGCUGCCUUCCUGUGGCCAGCAUUACUGGGAAACCACAGUCACAGACUGCCCAGCAUAUCGACUCGGCAUCUGCUCCAGCUCGGCUGUGCAGGCAGGUGCCCUAGGACAAGGGGAGACCUCAUGGUACAUGCACUGCUCUGAGCCACAGAGAUACACAUUUUUCUACAGUGGUAUUGUGAGUGAUGUUCAUGUGACUGAGCGUCCAGCCAGAGUGGGCAUCCUGCUGGACUACAACAACCAGAGACUUAUCUUCAUCAACGCAGAGAGCGAGCAGUUGCUCUUCAUCAUCAGGCACAGGUUUAAUGAGGGUGUCCACCCUGCCUUUGCCCUGGAGAAACCUGGAAAAUGUACUUUGCACCUGGGGAUAGAGCCCCCGGAUUCUGUAAGGCACAAGUGAUCCUUGGCUUUCAGAAUUUGCAAGAACAGCGAUUUGAAUUUUGGGGGGGUCUGCUGUUCAUUCCUUUAGGUGCUAUACAUUAUUCAAAAAGUCUCCCGCGCAUUUGCACUAAUGAUGGCUGCAUGCAUAGCAAUCAGCAUGUGAGCAAAAUCGACAAGAAAACCUUGACUUUACAGAGCAGUGUGUGAGUAAACAGAAUGAAAACAACAACCUCCACUCUUUAGUUUAUAUAAGUUUGAGUUCUUUCCUAAAUUAAAAGAUCUACACUUGAGUUGGGAACCGAAAGAGAAAAAUGGACUUCCAUCUGUUUUACUGGUAAAGGAAAUCCUCUGAUGGACAGGUCAGAGUGAAGGAAGGUUGUGCUGGUAAGACAUCUCUGACGAAGAGCCAUGGAUGCUUUCCACAAAAUGUCACCUCGCUGCACUAAAGGAUGAUGAAUCCUAAUCAUUAAAGGAAUUGUUUCAGCUGAUUUAAAUUUAUAAUGAACUCUUUUGUAAUAAUGUAUACUGUAGAACAUGAGUCUCUCCUCCCUAAAAUUUUAAAUGUAGAAAAGUGCUAUAUAUUAGAAAUUUCCAUUUUGUUAAAUAAAUGGUUAGAGUCUAUAAA
Messenger RNA from Homo sapiens (human), 12888 nucleotides. It is a transcript of the gene CMYA5, whose product is annotated as cardiomyopathy associated 5. The transcript has 13 exons. Gene Ontology annotation, cellular component: cytoplasm; nucleus; perinuclear region of cytoplasm. NCBI's taxonomy places the organism in Eukaryota, Metazoa, Chordata, Mammalia, Primates, Hominidae. Bases 73 to 12282 code for a protein of 4069 amino acids. The record is from RefSeq and is marked validated.